UUUUUCAUUUUCGUUUUCAUUUCAUGUAUUUCUAUGUGCGUUUGGUACUCAGAAGGACGCGACAGAUGCAGGACAACACAGAGAAAGAAUAAAACAAGUACACCAGAGCUGUUCGGUCCAUUUCUCCGCCGCCGGUCGCUGCCCGUCCAGGUUACACACCCUGAAAGAGAAGCAAGAACGAGCUUGGAAAUGGAGAUGCUGAACCACAAACUGAACUUGUACAUAGACUCGUGGAUGGGUCCCAGAGAUCCCCGGGUUCAAGGAUGGCUGCUGCUGGACAAUUACCUCCCGACCUUGUUGCUGACGCUCCUCUAUCUCCUCAUCGUGUGGAUGGGGCCCAAGUACAUGCGGAGCAGGCAGGCGUUCUCCUGCCGGGGGCUGCUGGUCAUCUACAACCUCAGCCUGACCCUCCUGUCCCUCUACAUGUUCUACGAGCUCGUUACAGGUGUGGUACAGGGGAAGUACAACUUCUUCUGCCAGGACACACGGAGCGGAGGGGCCGCUGAUGACAGGAUCAUAAAUGUCCUUUGGUGGUACUACUUCUCCAAGCUCAUCGAGUUCAUGGACACCUUUUUCUUCAUCCUGCGGAAGAACAACCACCAAAUCACGGUCCUGCACAUCUACCACCACGCCACCAUGCUCAACAUCUGGUGGUUUGUCAUGAACUGGGUGCCAUGCGGACACUCAUAUUUUGGCGCCUGCCUCAACAGCUUCAUCCACGUCCUCAUGUACUCCUACUAUGGGCUCUCGGCCGUCCCGGCCAUGAGGCCUUACCUCUGGUGGAAGAAGUACAUCACGCAAGGACAGCUGCUCCAGUUUGUCCUGACUGUGAUUCAGACGACGUGCGCUGUAGUGUGGCCCUGCGGCUUCCCAAUGGGGUGGCUCUACUUCCAGAUAUGUUACAUGAUCACUCUCAUUAUCCUUUUCCUUAACUUCUACGUACAGACUUACAAAAAGCGUGGUGUUUCGCAAAGAAAAGAGCAUCAGAACGGCGCUGCGGCCUCCAUGAACGGUCACUCCAACGGGGUGUCGUCCAAAGAAAACAUCAAACACCGGAAACUGAGGGCAGACUGAGGCCUCGCCGCUCUACUCUGGUUAACCACCUGACACCUUACAUAUCGCCAUAUUUUACUAGGACGUUAAUUUUGAGUGUCCUGUACAGAAAUGACUUAGAAAAGAGCGCUAUAUCCACUCUAGACAAAGAGCCACGGUAGCAUCUUAGAGAUUCCAGUAGACGUUUUGCACAUAACAACUUGUUUAUUAUUCAUAUUGAAUCUAAGCUCAUUAUGUUAAACUGCUGAAAAAAAUGUUAACAGAACAAAAAUACACAAGUCCAUACUCUUUCAAUUAGGUAAAUUUAUGGUAGACCAGAGUAUAUUCCGCUAACCUUGUUUCGGUGUGGUGUUGCUUGCAUUUAGAAGGUCAAACAGACCGGCUCCUGAACUACCCUAGUGAUGUAUACAUAUGCAAAUGAAAAACAAGAAUAGUUACCUACAGUGAAACGAACUGAAAAAUACACCAGCGUACCUUCAGAGGAAUUCAGAGUGUUUCAAAGAAUGACGGUUUCAAACUGUUGAAUCUGACUGAAUAGCCGUAUGACUGAAUGUUCUGGCGUUCUUGAAACCAUACAUUAAUGUUCCUUACGUUUUGUGUUCGCACUACAUAUAACUGAUUCCAUCAGUUCAAAAGCAGCACACUUCGCAUGUCAAAAUACCGUGUUUUACUGUUUAUCUGUUUUGAGGUGAAAUCAUUCCAUAUCAGGAUCCUGUUGAAUAAGCACCUGAACUUUAUCAAGCCAGCAUUACCCAGCGCAUAGCAUAAUUGACCUCUUUUAUUAGUAGUAAGGCUUUUAAGGAUAGUUAACUUUUUGUUAAUGAUUAAUGUAUUACAUUUCCAAACUUUAAUGAGUAUUUACUCUUAAUGUUUACAUGAGAUGGGAUGUAAAGUGUUUGAAGAACAUUUGGGAUCAUCAUCCUCGCUAUGUGUUGUUAGUAGUAUGACAGCCUUCAUUAUUGUGUCAGUAAUUAUGUUACAAGUCAGUUAGGUAUUUGUAUGAUUUUGAUGAUGGCGCUUACUUUAAUUUGCCAAAAUACUGACUUAAACCAUUGAGAGCAAAUUAAUGUUAUACAUACAGGUUUUGACUGAAUUUUUCCCACUCAGGAGAGCUCUUGCUUGAGGCCUCUUUACAGCAACAGCCAUAUGCGGUCUCAUAUUUCACAGAAUUUAGAGCUUAAAAUGAGACUGGAAAUAAGUUUGUUUUGUCGGACCAUGGUUUUUGAAAUUUAGAUUUAUACUAAAAUGUCUCAGAGUGGUGAGCCACUCAGAGCCAGUAAUAUCUGGGAAAUAACUAUGUAAGGAAGAGUUGUCUUUUGCAUUGUCAAGGUUCAUGCACCAAAUAUAGAUUUUCAUUACCUCACACUGAAAUUUUUUCCAACACAAACUGAGCUAUUUAAAUAUUCCAGCCGCAAAAAUGAAAUUCAAUCAAAACAUAUUUUUUGUAGGCACUAUUUGCAGUUUACUGUGGAUUUUUGGCUAUACUAAUGUAUUUGACUUUCUUCACAUGAAAUAACAUUGAGAUUUUUGUAGGUAUAUACUGAAUUGAUGGCCAGAUGAUAUAAAAUUUAUGCCAAUAGUGCUUAAACUACUUGUAAACAGAAAUGCUUGUGUGCUUAAAAUGUUCCUAUUUAUCAGCAUCAACAUAAAUGGUAAAAGUUCUGGAGAAGAUGUACAA
Molecule: messenger RNA, 2731 nt
Organism: Scleropages formosus (Asian bonytongue)
Lineage: Eukaryota; Metazoa; Chordata; Actinopteri; Osteoglossiformes; Osteoglossidae
Gene: elovl5
Product: ELOVL fatty acid elongase 5
Exons: 9
Coding region: 34-1074 (346 amino acids)
Biological process (GO): fatty acid elongation, polyunsaturated fatty acid; sphingolipid biosynthetic process; fatty acid elongation, saturated fatty acid
Cellular component (GO): endoplasmic reticulum membrane; endoplasmic reticulum
Molecular function (GO): fatty acid elongase activity
Source: RefSeq, a predicted model, not a curated record